Molecule: messenger RNA, 1476 nt
Organism: Helobdella robusta
Lineage: Eukaryota; Metazoa; Annelida; Clitellata; Rhynchobdellida; Glossiphoniidae
Exons: 7
Coding region: 34-477 (147 amino acids)
Biological process (GO): protein polyubiquitination; ubiquitin-dependent protein catabolic process
Cellular component (GO): nucleus
Molecular function (GO): ubiquitin conjugating enzyme activity
Source: RefSeq, a predicted model, not a curated record
AAAUCUCUAAAGCUGGUGCGAAUAAAGUAAAACAUGGCUCUUAAAAGAAUUAAUAAAGAACUCCAAGACAUGUCAAAAGACCCUCCAGCUGGUUGUUCUGCUGGACCUGUUGGUGAUGAUUUAUUUCAUUGGCAAGCAACUAUCAUGGGACCUCCGGACAGCCCAUAUCAAGGUGGUGUGUUCUUUCUCACGAUACAUUUCCCCACUGAUUACCCAUUCAAACCACCAAAACUUGCCUUCACGACUAGAAUAUACCACCCGAACAUAAACAGCAAUGGAAGCAUCUGCUUGGAUAUAUUACGAUCACAGUGGUCGCCAGCACUCACAAUUAGCAAAGUUUUACUUUCAAUUUGUUCACUGUUGACGGAUCCAAACCCUGAUGACCCUCUUGUACCAGAGAUUGCUCGCAUGUACAAAACGGACAAAGAGCGGUAUAACCAAAUGGCGAAGGACUGGACCCACAAGUACGCCAUGUAGUGAUUGAUGUUCCCGCACGUCUCAUCUACGACAUGUUAUUUAAUUCAUAUGAUAUAGUAGUGAUGAUUUAUUUCUAUCUAUAUGUAUUCAUAUAAUUGACGUCAUGGAAUAUACAUUAUAUUAUAAUCAUUGAGGUUCAAAAUGUGUUAUGCUUUUUGAUUGGUUUAAUUUUAUUGUGACGUUGUUCGGUAGGUAUAGGCUGAUAGUAAUUUCUAAUAUAUAUAUAUAUAUAUAUAUAUAUAAGUUAUAAUACCUGGUUUAUACGAUUUGGUUUAUUGGUAAUAUAAGCUGGAACAGAAUUGGUGUGGCAAACGAUGAUAACCUAUUUUUCACUCAGUUUUCUGGCAUUGUUAUAAUUUAUUUAUAUAGUUUUGUUCGGUUAAACAUAAAUUUUUUAAUUCUGUUUUCUUGGUUUCAGAUGCGAUAUUUUAUUAGUCACUUCGUUAAAUUGAAGAGAUCACAAAAUGACUUGUAUACCCUCGGUGUAAAAGAUGAAUGAACAUAUGAAAUAGUGCUGUUGUAAUAUCGGUUUCAAUUCGUUCAGCUGAGUUUGACUUCAAAUUUGCACACAACUGAAUUAACGGCUAGCUUGUUAAUAACACAUUGUUAUAAAUUCGAUGGGGUUUUUCUCUUAUAGGAUAAUCAAAUUCGGUGUUUCUGCGUUAAGUUGAAGGGAAUGAGGAAGUUGAGUGGAAGCACCUUCGUUCUAGGAGCAUUACUUUAUAAAUAUUUUUUAAGGUUUUUAAAUUUAAAGACCAAACAUUAAAUUUAUUUAGCAAUUAUUUUUGAACAUUAUAUAAAACUUUAUUAUUAUUAUUAUUUAUCAAAUAUGUGUCGCUAUCUAUAUGGUAUACAUAAAGUCAUACAACGUAUUUAUGUACUUCUGUAUAUAUUGGACACAUUUUAAUAUAUUUUUUAGAAUGUAUUAUUCUGGAUUGUAAACCCUGUUUAUGCGUUAACUGGAAUUUCUAUUACAAAUAAAAUGAACCCUUCGUGAAU